Cooperia oncophora is the source of this 1032-nucleotide messenger RNA. NCBI's taxonomy places the organism in Eukaryota, Metazoa, Nematoda, Chromadorea, Rhabditida, Trichostrongylidae. The record is from the annotation of a GenBank genome assembly.
AUGGCGGCAGUUGUAAAUGUAUACGCUACGUCGGCGACGACGGAAAAUUUGUCCCGACAUGAAAUGCUAAUGUGGGUGAAUGAUUGUCUGCAAAGUAACUUUACGAAGAUCGAACAAUUGCACACCGGAGCAGGAUAUGCUCAGUUCACAGAUUUUCUUUUCCCCGGUUCAAUUCCACUGAAGAAGGUAAAAUGGAAUUCUAUACUCGAACUGGACUGGCUUGGCAACUGGAAGAUUGUCCAGACAUCGUGGAAAACUCUUGGUGUGGAAAAAGUUGUUCCUGUUGACAAACUCAUAAAAGGGAAAUUCCAGGAUAACUUCGAGUUUCUGCAAUGGUUUAAGAAAUUUUUCGACGCGAAUUAUGACGGUCACGAAUACAAUCCAAUAGAGGCACGUGGAGGAGAGCCUCUUCCUGCAGACCCACCGGCUGGAAAAGCUCCAGCUCAUGGAGCGACACGAAUGCAGAUGCCUACUCGUACAAGCGUUUCAGCAGCAAAAUCGGGCCCUCCGUCGCGAAACUCGUCCUCAUACACCAUAAACUCUGCACCACCAAGGUCUCGUCCAGCAACGGCAACAAAUGCUGCUGCACAUCGACAACCGGCUCCAGCUUCUGCAAAGAUAAACAACAAUGUUGCGCCAAAGCCUGCUCCUGCAGCUGCAGCGAGUCGUCCUGCUACUGCAGCACCUUCACUAGACGCGAUGCAGUUGAAGCAGUUGAAAGAGGAAGUUGAUGAUCUGACUCGUCAGUUGGGCGAAAGCGAUGCGGUGUUGAAUAGUCUGGAGAAGGAACGCGACUUUUAUUUCAAUAAGUUGCGACAGAUUGAGCUGACUCGUCAGUUGGGCGAAAGCGAUGCGGUGUUGAAUAGUCUGGAGAAGGAACGCGACUUUUAUUUCAAUAAGUUGCGACAGAUUGAGGUUGUCUGCCAAGACAACGAAUCGAUUGGUACCGUGGAAGUGUCGCGAAUUCUAGAGAUUCUCUAUGAGACGGAAGAAGGUUUUGCUGCACCCGAUGAGGAUGACGAGCAACAGUGA